AUGACAAACCCAAUUGGUUCAUUUUCAGCCGCUUCAAAUGCUUCUGGUAUUUUAGAAGAUACAAUUGCAAUUACCGAAUUCGACUCAAACAAUUAUAAUGCUCUUAGUUUCUGGGAAUGUGCAUGUGCUGCACCAAAUAUACAAAUCAAUAUGAAUCGGCCAGGAACGGUGCAUUUAAAUGUUAAUUUUACAAUGUCAUAUAAAGAGAUUGAUUUCUUAGUUCAAGCCUUAGAAUUUGUAUCAAGUCAUAGUUGGAAGUUUUUACCACUUUAUACAUUUGUCGUCGCAUCUGAUGAAUGGAAGCAUAGAAGCAAAUUAACCAAAAUGUUUUAA
Messenger RNA from Dictyostelium purpureum, 333 nucleotides. RefSeq lists its product as uncharacterized. The record is from RefSeq and is a predicted model, not a curated record. The transcript has 2 exons. Bases 1 to 333 code for a protein of 110 amino acids. NCBI's taxonomy places the organism in Eukaryota, Evosea, Eumycetozoa, Dictyosteliales, Dictyosteliaceae.